This is a messenger RNA of Chiloscyllium plagiosum (whitespotted bambooshark), 943 nucleotides long. The record is from RefSeq and is a predicted model, not a curated record. Lineage: Eukaryota; Metazoa; Chordata; Chondrichthyes; Orectolobiformes; Hemiscylliidae.
GCAAAAAACUGGGACAUUGUGUCACAGCCGAUGUAAACCACAUCAGAUCAGUCCUCCUCACCCCCCUGUCUUACCCCAGCCUGCUAACUAUGGCAAUGUCCCAUAUAUUUGAGUCACUGCAGAGGAUGUGUGUGUGUCUGUGUGUUUUUCUUACACAACAGCUCUCUCUCUCUCUCUCUCUCUGGUCUGCCCUACCCCAAAACAUCACCACCAGUAAAUCCCUGACAGCCCAGCCUCUCAGUGUGGAGUUGAAAUCCCACAGCACUGUACACAGAUAAGGACAUGUGUGUGUGAGAGAGAGGGAGAGGGAGAGAGGGAGAGAGCAGUUCCAUGGGAUCACAAGCAGCAGGGAGAGGCAGAAGCGUGGACACAGAGAGAAUUUGGAAACCUCAACCAACAUUUCAGACACAACAUGAUGGUCCAGACAGCGCUGCUGUGGAUAUUACCUACCCUCCAGCUCCUGAGCUCAGCCGAGCGGACUCCCAGGCUGAAAAUCCACCUGAAAGAUGUGCCUGUUCUGCAGUUUGACACCCUGCAGAAAUUCACAGUCCACUUCCACGAUGAGAGAUCAGCGUCUCUCUACAUUGGCAUGACUGGCAGAAUCGUCCAGCUCUCCUUCGGUCACAGCAACGUCUCCCAGACACUGAUCCCGUUAGCUCUGGACGAUAACAGCAAGGACAGCUGCAAAAGCAAAGGCACUCUGUCCCCGGACCUCUGUCGGAACGUGAUAACCGUGAUCGAGAGGCUGAACGUCAGCGCCAUCAUCAUCUGCGGGACCCACGCUGGAAGUCCCAGCUGCUGGUUUCUGCAUGACAACGGGACGCAGUUGGCGACCGACAGAGAAGGGCACGGGAUCGUGAAUGAUGGGAGAGGGAUCUCACCACCGUCGCCAACCCAGCCGCACGCCAGCAUCGCCGUCGGUCAGUAACGCCAUCACCCAGCG